CUCACGCGUUGUCCACACUCCAACCGCACCAAUAUCUCCAGGGUAAGGGAGGAGCGGCGAUCCGUCGGUGGCGAGGAGGACGACCAUGGCCGACGGGCAGGACCUGGGUGACGCGGCUGCCGUGGAACCUGACCCUCUCCCUAAUCCUGAGGAAGGGCGUACAGAUCUGGAAGAGGGAGGCGAGGGCGAAGCCGCCGCCGGCGGCGGCGGCGAGGAAGAAGAGGACGUCGACGUCGACGGCCUCGCUAGUUUCCUCGAAUUUGAGAUCCUCUCCGGAUCCGGCGCGGAGGAUCCUCCCGAUCAGGAUGAGGAAGAGAAGGAGGAGCCGGUGAAAGACGAUGUUAGGAAGGGCAAGAGGAAGCAAGAUUCGCAGUCGGACGGUGAUGGCAGCGGCAGCGAGGAGGAACAUCAGAAGAGGGCGAGGAGGGAGAAGGGAAAAGGGAAGGCUUUGACUCCCGUGCAGCCUCGGAUCGACACGGGGACGUUCAGCAAUGUUCCCCCAGAGCUGUUCCUGCAGAUCUUCAAGUUCCUCUCGUCCGAGGACCUCAUCUCCUGUGCCCUGGUGUGCCGCUUCAUGAACGCCGCCGCAUCUGACGAGACUCUUUGGCGCCGCUUGUAUUGUAUGAGGUGGGGCCUGUCCUCUAAUGCUAUCUCUCAUGCUAAACUCCGGGAGUGUGCUUGGAAGAAUCUCUAUAUUCAGCAAGACAGAGAAGAUAUGGUUGAAUUCGUGAGAUAUACCCCUACAGAAUUCAAAGAGUACUAUAUCCAGAUGCAGGCUGCAAAAAGAAGCCAAGCCCCCCUUCCCUCAGAAGUCAACGAUGACAAGGUUAUUCUUGAUAAGACAAUAGCUGAUCAGGUGUCUAGUUGGAAAAGCAGCAGAGGCCUUACCGAGGAUGCAGUCAAGGGGCAUUCUUGUUCUGGAAGUACUUGCUUAUAUACCCAGAUUGGUGAUGCUUACAUUUGUGAGAAGACUGGUCGUGUGCAUGUCUGUGAUGAUGCCUGUCGUGAAUUUGUUUUGGACCAAUCUAGUGGGUUACUUGUCUGUACGAUAUCUGGGCACUGCUUCGAGAGAUUUUUAUGUCCUGAUGACGAAUGGGACACUUGUGAUACUGAUCAGCAGCAAGGUGGUGUGACUGAUGAAGCAGAGCCAUUCCUGGGAUCUGGACGCUUUGCUCGUGCUUAUCUGUUGGGCUACAACUGCGCUGAUGAGAAGGAACUUGAAUAUGCCUUGCGGUUCUGCUGAUACGCUCAUGGGGAUUUGAUCCUAAACUCUUGCCGGCUAGGUCUGGCAAGAUGGAAUAAGUGGCAACAAGCUGUGUUCUUUGUUUUGCUUAAUUUCAACAUUCCAUGCAUGGAGUACAAAAUCAGCAGAAAUACUACACUUCAGAGUGACAUUCUGAUCUGUUUUGAUCAGUUGAGGGAGCUGAUAUGUUGUUGUAUAGUUUCGUGAAUUAUGAAGAUGUAGCAAUAAGUCAUUGUAAUCCUCAGCGUGCCUAUUUGUUUUGUUAAAUUAUUUCUAAACUACUAGCUGGUGGUAGCCAACACUAGCAGUAGCGGUGCAAGUGCAUUUAGCGGUCGA
This is a messenger RNA of Brachypodium distachyon (stiff brome), 1579 nucleotides long. RefSeq names its product F-box protein SKIP31. The coding region runs from base 86 to 1243 and encodes 385 amino acids. The transcript has 8 exons. NCBI's taxonomy places the organism in Eukaryota, Viridiplantae, Streptophyta, Magnoliopsida, Poales, Poaceae. Gene Ontology annotation, molecular function: protein binding. The record is from RefSeq and is a predicted model, not a curated record.